Quercus robur (English oak) is the source of this 3150-nucleotide messenger RNA. Its product is annotated as receptor-like protein EIX2. Bases 1 to 2886 code for a protein of 961 amino acids. The record is from RefSeq and is a predicted model, not a curated record. The transcript has 2 exons. Gene Ontology annotation, molecular function: protein binding. Lineage: Eukaryota; Viridiplantae; Streptophyta; Magnoliopsida; Fagales; Fagaceae.
AUGAUAAAGGUCAUGGGUGGAAGGUCCCUAAAACUUCUCUAUGCGUUUUUAACGCUUUUCCUACAUUUGAAACCAGCCCUUGGAUUCACUUCAGGUGUUGGAAAUGGCAGCGUUUUGUGCAUAGAGAAGGAGAGACAAGCCCUCCUUGAGUUCAAAAAAGGCUUUGUUAAUGGCAACGACAAGCUCUCUUCGUGGGGGAGUGAAGAUGAAAAGGAUUGCUGCAAUUGGGACGGAGUUUACUGCGACAGCCAAACAGGCCAUGUAAUUGAGCUACACAUUGAUCUCCAUGGUUUGCGAGGUAUGAUUAGUCCUUCAUUACUUGAGUUGCCUUAUUUGACUUAUCUGGAUCUCAGUCACAAUGAUUUUAAUCAAAGCCAUAUUCCAAAGUCUAUCGGUUCUCUCGGUAACUUAAAUUACCUUGAUCUCUCUUCGGCCAAUCUCAGUGGACCGAUUCCACAUCAACUUGGAAACCUUUCACUCUUGCAAUCUCUUCAACUCGGUAAUAAUGAUUUUAAUCAAAGUCAUAUUCCAAAGUCUAUUGGUUCUCUCAGUAAUUUAAAAGACCUCGGUCUCUCUUCGGCCAAUCUCAGUGGACCGAUUCCACAUCAACUUGGAAACCUCUCACUCUUGCAAAAUCUCUAUCUCCAUGGUAAUGAUUUGAAAAUUGUUGAAAAUCUCGAAUGGCUUCCUCGUCUGUCUUCAAUAAAAAACCUUGGCCUAAGUUCCACAAAUCUCAGUGUAGCCAAUGAUUGGCUGAAAGUUGCGAGUCAUCUCCCUAAACUAUCAAACUUGAACUUGGCAAUGUGUGAUCUUCCUCCUAUCACUGAUCUCUCGUCUCUCCCCCAUGUUAACUUUUCUAAAUCUCUCAAUUAUAUUGAUCUUUCUACUAACCACGUCACUCAAUCAAUAUUUCCGUGGUUGUUCAACUAUAGUACGAGCUUGGUUGAGAUUUACCUCUCUGAUAACCAGUUAGGAGGUUCAAUUCCAGAUGCUUCUGGUAACAUGAAUUCUCUUGAAACUCUCAUUCUUGAUGAGAAUCAACUUGAAGGAGGCAUUCCAAAAUUCUUUGGUAAUAUGUGCGCUUUACAGCAUUUGUCUAUAAGGAACAAUAAACUGACUGGACAACUGGCAGAGCUCAUCCAUAACUUGCUUGGGUGUGUGCAAUACUCAUUAACGUGGUUGUCUUUAGAUGGGAAUCAAUUGAAGGGGUCAGUGCCUAAAAGCAUCGGAAACCUAUCUGAGCUAGAAAGUUUGUAUCUUGGUUCCAAUCUUUUGGAAGGUGAAAUCUCUGAACAACAUUUUUCAAAUCUUUCCAGAUUAAAGGAAUUGUCAUUAUCUCAUAAUUUUUUGACUUUAAAAUUAAGCAGUGAUUGGGUGCCCCCUUUCACGUUGACUACCUUAGAUUUGUCAUUUUGUAACCUGGGUCCUGAUUUCCCAAAAUGGUUACGUACUCAGGAACCCUUUUUUUACCUCGAUAUCUCCCAUAACGGAAUUUCAGAUACCAUCCCUUCGUGGUUUUGGUACGAAAUGGUAUCCUUUACUAUAAAUCUUUCCUACAACCAAAUUAGGGGCAUGUUGCCAAAUGAACCACUUAAUGAUAACAUGUUUAUCUUAAAUCUCUCCAACAAUAAGUUUUCGGGGAUUUUAAAUAAUUUUUUAUGCUCCACUUCGGUGCAAUCCUUGAUUUACCUUGAUCUCUCAAACAACCAGCUAUCUGGAGGCCUCGAUGUUUGUUUCGGUCAAUUGCCAGAAGUAAGAGUUCUAAAUUUGGCCAACAAUAAUUUGUCUGGACAAAUUCCCAACUCUAUGGGCUCUUUGAUAGAACUUAGAGUAUUAGAUUUGAGCAACAACAGCUUCUUGGGAGAAUUGCCAUUGUCAUUACAAAAUUGCACAGAGUUGUCAUUUAUAAAUCUAAGAGACAAUUCAUUUUCGGGAAAGCUACCAGCUUGGAUGGGAGAAAGCCUGUUAUCUUUGAUCAUUCUUGACCUUCACUCCAAUAAGUUUCAUGGAUGCAUACCGCUACAACUAUGCCGGUUAGCACAUACUCAAUUUUUUGACUUGUCUCAAAAUAAUAUUUCUGGAAAUAUUCCACGAUGCCUUUAUAAUUUGACUGCCAUGGCUUUUAGAAAAACAAAUAAUAAGCAUACUAAAGUAGAUUUUUUUACAUCUACGGAUGGCACUCAAGUUACGUUUACAACUGUUGGGGGCAAUUAUACUAUCAAUACAAUUGUCAGUUGGAAAGGACAGUCUUACGUCUAUGGAAAGAAUUUUGGAGAGAUGAGAAGUAUAGAUCUCUCAAGUAAUAAAUUAACCGGAGAAAUUCCAACAGAGAUUUUCAACCUUACAGAAUUGAAAACAUUGAACUUAGCAGGAAACAUGUUGACAGGACUAAUUCCUCAAGAGAUUGGUCGUAUGAAACAGUUAGAAUCCCUGGAUUUGUCGAGAAAUCAACUUUCUGGUUCAAUUCCUGCUAGCAUUGCUGAUCUGAAUUUUUUGAGUUUCCUGAACUUGUCAUAUAACAAAUUGUCGGGAAGAAUUCCAACAGGCACUCAAAUCCAGAUCGCUAACCCUUCUGGAUUCAUUGGCAAUCUUGCACUCUGUGGCCCUCCACUUACACCGAAGUGUCCAGGAGAUGUGGAACCAAAUGCUAAGUCACCUAAAGGCGGUAGUAAAAACAAUCAAGAAGAUGAAGAUGAAUUCCUGAAAUGUCUUUAUAUUGGUAUGGGGCUUGGUUUCAUGGUGGGCUUUUGGGGAGUUUGUGGCUCUUUGAUGUUGAACCGUUCCUGGAGACAUCUAUAUUUCCGGACAACAAGCAACUUGAAUGAUUGGCUCUAUGUGGCAAUGAUAGUGAAUAUUGCAAGAUUGCAAAGGACGUUUCAAGGCUAAGGAAUACAGCACUUUCGCUAAAAGGUCUCGACAAUAAGAAAAAACUUUGUCCAAGAUUACGUGUGUGAUGUGCCUAUGAUUUUACAUGCUUUUCUUAUUCUUGGAUUCACAUCCAUGUUGCGGUGGAAGCUUAAUUUGGAUUACACUUGAUCUUAAUAUUAUAGUAGGAUGAAAUUGUUUGUACUUUUUUUUUUCCUUAAAAAAAAAAUUGUGUGGCAGGUCUUGGAAUUGCCUUAAAUAAAUUGCUUGUACCGAAUUCCUUAA